Alosa alosa (allis shad) is the source of this 6434-nucleotide messenger RNA. It is a transcript of the gene mylka, whose product is annotated as myosin, light chain kinase a. Gene Ontology annotation, molecular function: protein binding; ATP binding; protein kinase activity. The record is from RefSeq and is a predicted model, not a curated record. Lineage: Eukaryota; Metazoa; Chordata; Actinopteri; Clupeiformes; Clupeidae. Gene Ontology annotation, biological process: protein phosphorylation.
GGACGGGAGCUCUCCAGUAUUCUUGCGGUGUCUUGGUGUGUCUAUGAAACAGAGGACUGAUCACUCAUCUCAGAUCACACGUUUUUCAAGACAGUACUCGAGUAGCGAUUUCGUGAGUGAAACACUUGGCAGCCGUUAACGCAGAAAGAUGGGGGACGUGCAGCUGGUGACAACGACCCGAAUCUCCAAGACCAGUAUGAGUCUGGGGAGAGCCUCCCCCAGCAGUGACCCGCCAGCCUUCACCCUCCCGCCCCGCAACGCUCGCGUCAGCCCAGGGGGCACCGCACGGCUGGAUGGAAAGGUGCGAGGGAACCCCGAGCCUCAGGUGUGCUGGUACAGGAAUGGGCAGGCUGUUGUAGCCGGUGACCGCCUCUCCAUGGAGCAGAGCAGCCACGGCACCUUCAGCCUGGUGGUGCAGAACGUCCAGGAGGACGACGCUGGGCGCUACACGUGCGAGGCCGUGAACAACGCCGGCAGCCGCCAGGUUACCGUUGAGAUCAUCGUAGAAGGUAAUGCAGCAAAGAAAUAUGGCCUUCCAACAAACAGUAGAACAACAGGGGGUCGUUUCGGUGUCCCUGCCGCGGAGAACCGGCCCAGCAUCUGGGGGGAAAGUCCCCCCAAGUUUGUGACCAAGCCUUCACGGCUGUUCCUGCGGGUGGGACAAAGUGGCAAGUUCUCGGCCAAGAUCACCGGGCGUCCUCAACCACAGGUGGUGUGGCUCAAGGGAGAUGAGGAGCUCCAUGCCUCCGGCCGCUACGGCAUGUUCGAGAGGUCCGGAAUCCACUUCCUGGAGAUCCGCGACGCCUGCCCAGAGGACGCAGGAACGUACACCUGCUCAGUCUUCAACAGCGCCGGCAAGGCCAUGGCUUCGGCUGAACUGAACAUUCAAGGUUCAGGGACAGAGUCAAGCACAACCCGGCCGGCUCCUGAAGUCAGCCUGGCCUCAAAGGUGGCAGAAACCCCAUCAGGCCGCCACGCCAGCAAUGGCCUAACGAGUGACCAGCAGUCCAGCAGACCUCAGUCAGAGGCGUCAGAGCGCAAGGUCACUAGUACUGUCACAGUCACCAGAGACACCAAAGAGGUCACCGAGACGAGGGCGGAGCUGGAGAAACACAGUGGCGCCCCCAAAACAACAACAACAACAACAACAACACACACUGAGCCCAGAGAAGAGGGCGCCAGGAGGGCAGAGUCUCGGCUGAAGGCCUCCACGUCCAGCCCUGCGUCCAGCCCUGCGACCAGCUCCAGCUCCAACUCCACCUCCAGCUCAGUCAGGCCCCAGCAGCCAGUGGGGGUUGGGGCAGGCGCACAGGCGUCCAGAGAGCUGGGGAGGGUGGGUAGGGGUGCAGGAGAGCUCUCCAGCGCUGGCCGAGCGCCUGGGGCCUCGUCCCCCUCGGAGCCCAGUAGAGAGGUCCUCAGGCUGGGUAGAGAGACCCGGGCAGACUCACUGGUGGGAGCAGCUCCCAGAUUUGAGCUCCAGCCUCCGAGCCAAGAUGCCCUGGAGGGUACCAAAGUCCUGUUCAAAUGCCAAGUGUCGGGCUCCCCGCUGCCCACUGUGAGCUGGCUGAAGGAUGGCCACCCCGCCAAGCCUCAAGCCGGACUCAGCCUGCAGCAGGAGGGAGACGUGCACCUGCUCUGCAUCGACCGGGCACAGAGGAGCGACGCCGGCCAGUACGGCUGCACCGCCACCAACAGCCGGGGGAAGGUGACCGCCACCUGGACACUCCACGUGAAGAGUCAACGUCCAGAAGGUAGAGCGCCCGUGUUCAGCAGCCUGCUAAAGGGCUGCUCUGUGACCGCCGGUCAGGACUUCACCCUGCUGUGCUCCGUGGAGGGGAGACCCGUGCCCGCUGUCACCUGGCUGCUGGACGAUAAGCCAUGCCAGCAUGCCCAGACCGCAUUCGAGAGGGGCCAGGCUCAGCUCACGGUGCAGGGGGCACUGCCAGACGACGCCGGUUCCUACUUUUGUGUGGCUGAGAAUGAGCACGGACGAACCGAAUGCUCCGCCAUCGUACUGGUCAAAGAGAAGCCAAGUGUCAAAAGGACUAAAGCUACUAAAGCGGUUGACCCAAGUAGACCGUCCGCACCGGUGUUCCUGAGAGGCCUGAAGGACCUGAAGGUGAUGGACGGCAGCCAGGUGAUCAUGUCCGUGGAGGUGGCAGGCAACCCUCCACCAGAGGUGGUGUGGCUUCACAAUGGCAAGGAAAUCCAGGAGUCCGAGGACUUCCAUUUCGAGCGGAAGGGGGGCGAAUGCACUCUGUUCAUCCAGGAGGUGUUCCCUGAAGACACAGGCAAAUACACCUGUGAGGUGUGGAAUGAGGUGGGAGAGGCGCGCUCCGAGGCUUCUCUCACUGUGCAAGAGCCUCAGGACGGUGUCCAGCCCUGGUUCAUCACCAAGCCCAAGUCCAUGACAGCCAGCCUCGGUCAGCACAUCCUGCUGUCCUGUGCCAUUGCGGGGGACCCUUUCCCUGAGUACGUGUGGAUGAAGGAUGGCCAGGAGGUGUCAGCAGGGGCGGACUUUGACAUCCUGCAGAAGGAGGAUGUGGUCUCCUUGCUCAUCAGGAAAGUGAGGCUUCAUCAUGCCGGGGACUAUGAGAUCUACCUGAAGAACAAAGUGGGAGAUUGCAGUUGUGUCGCCAGCCUGCUGGUCACCGAGGGGAGCUCCCCGGGAGAGUCUCAGAGAGAAGAGGGUGGUGGGCCUGUGGGAGGAGUGGACAGGACAUUGCAAGCCAGGGGAGGAGGAGGAGGAGGUGCAAGCGAGGGACACAGCAGUAGCCGCAGCACCAGAGCAGCACAGCAGCAGCAACAGCAACAGCAACAGCAGCAGCAGCAGCAGCAGCAGCAGCAGGGACAGCAGCAGGAGCAGCAUCAGGAGGAGGAGGAGGAGGAGGAGGAGGCCAGCGGCGGCGGCAGCAGCACGCAGGGACUCCUGAAGCGGCGCGUGGAGACCCGGGAGCACCGCGAGGACGAGAUCCGCCAGCUGGAGCCGCGGCAGCUGGACUUCCGCACAGUGCUGGGCCGCAAGGUCAACACCAAGAGCGUGUCCGAGGAGGACCUGAAAGAGAUCACUGCGGAGCAAAUGGACUUCCGGGGCAACCUGAAAGGACAGGUGCAGCCCAAGACCCUGUCAGAGGACGAGCGCAAGGGCAAGGCCCCACAGCAGGUUGACUUCAGGUCAGUUCUGGGCAAGAAGGCCCCGCCUGCUGCUCCCCCCAAGCCCCUGGACAAAGGGGUCCUGGGAAAGAAGCCGGCGACCGGCAUCGAGAAGAACGGUGAGAGCCCAGCAUCCAACUGCGUGGACGAAGGAGAAGGGAUUAUGGCCAAGACACCCGUGUUCAUGAAGAAGCUCAGCGACCUGACCGUGCUGGAUGGCCAGCGGCUGCAUCUGGAGUGUCAGGUCAGCAGCAUCCCCGCGGCCACGAUCACUUGGACUCUGGAGGGGAAACCCAUCAAGGCGUCCAAAUUCAUUGUUUUGGCCAACGAGGGAGGACGCUGUUCCCUGACCAUUAACAAGGCCCUGCCGGAGGACGAGGGCCAGUACACAUGCCGGGCGGAGAACGCGGGCGGGAAGGCGGAGUGCUCCUGCGUGGUGCUGGUGGACGAUCCUUCGAACAAAAAUGCCUCACCAGCUGACAAGAAGACCAAGAAGCCCUCCGCCCCUACCACAGAGAACGAAGCCAGAAUAAAGAAGCCCCCCUCAAAAACAGCCUCUAAACAAGGCCCCCCUCAGAUCCUGGAGUUCCCUGAUGACAUGAAGGUCUUGGCCGGCCAGCCGGUGGAUAUCCUCUGCAAGUUCGUUGGAGCCCAGCCCAUCACCUGCACCUGGCUCAAGUUCCGCAAGCCGAUUCAGAUUGGCAAGACGGUCAUUGAGACCAAUGAGACGUCCAGUAAACUCUACAUCCCAGAGAGUCAGGAUGAGGACUGCGGAUGCUACACAGUGGAGGUCAGAAACAACUAUGGCAUGAGACAGACUGCACUCAACCUCACCAUUGUUGACAAACCUGACCCCCCUGCCCGUGUCCCCACCAUCUCGGAAAUUGCCAAGACCACCCUCACCCUGCAGUGGCGCGGCCCGUCCUACGACGGUGGUAGUGCGGUCCAGUCCUACAACCUAGAGAUAUGGGAUUCUGUGACCAAGAAGUGGAAGGACCUGGCGUCCUGCACCAACACCUACUACUACGUCCAGAACCUCACAGCAGACCGGGAGUAUAAGUUCCGCGUGCGGGCCAUCAACAUCUAUGGAACCGGGGAGCCCAGUGCAGAAUCUGUCGCGGUUACUGUGGGAGUGGAAGAAGAGGAGCCAGAGGAGGAGCCUGAGGUAUCUGAUGACGAAAAUGAGAAGGUGCCAGACUAUAAAACGGUGUCCAUCAAAACUGAUGUGAAUGUCAAAGAUCUCUACAACGUAGAAGAUAGACUAGGAGCGGGGAAAUUUGGAACAGUAUUUAAACUCAUCGAAAAAUCCACUAAGAAGGUGUGGGCUGGGAAGUUCAUCAAAGCGUAUUCAGAAAAAGAAAAGAAAGAGGUGAGGGAUGAGAUCGGCAUCAUGAACAACCUUCACCACCCCAAGCUGGUCCAGUGUGUCGAUGCAUUUGAGUGUGAGGCAAACAUCGUCAUGGUUUUAGAAAUGAUUUCGGGGGGAGAGCUGUUUGAACGAAUCAUCGACGAGGACUUUGAGCUGUCCGAGAGGGAGGUGAUCAAGUACAUGCUGCAGAUUGUGGCUGGCGUCAACUUCAUCCACAAGCAAGAGAUCGUCCACCUCGACCUCAAGCCAGAGAACAUCAUGUGUGUCAACAAGACGGGCAGCAAGAUUAAGCUCAUUGACUUUGGCCUGGCCCGUAGACUAGGAGGUGGGGGAAAGCUCAAAGUUCUUUUUGGAACACCCGAGUUUGUGGCUCCUGAGGUGAUCAACUAUGAGCCCAUUGGUUACCCCACAGACAUGUGGAGCAUAGGGGUCAUCUGCUACAUCCUGGUUAGUGGGCUGUCUCCAUUCAUGGGGGAUAAUGACGGUGAGACGCUGGCUAAUGUUACCUCAGCUACCUGGGAUUUUGAAGAUGAGGCCUUCGAUGACAUCUCAGACUCGGCUAAGGACUUCAUCACCCAGCUCCUGAAGAAGGAUAAGAAUGCCCGUCUGACGUGUGAUCAGUGCCUAGAACACCCAUGGAUGAAACAGGACACCAAAACUAUGGAGGCCAAGGCGCUCUCCAAAGAGAGAAUGAAAAAGUACCUCUUAAGGAGAAAAUGGCAGAAAACGGGACAUGCAUUGCGGGCCAUUGGCAGACUGUCCAACAUGGCAAUGAUGGCUGGCCUCCAUGCCAAGAAGGGAUCUCCCACAGAAGAGGAUAGCCCAUUCUUGGAAGCCAUAGAGGCCGAGAACAGGACGCCUGUAAAGCCCAGCUUUGGCUCUGUCAUUAAGGACGUGGAGGUGGUGGAAGGCAGCGCUGCCCGUUUCGAAUGCAAGAUCGAGGGCUUCCCGGACCCCGAGGUGGUGUGGUACAAGGACGAGCAGCCGAUCAAAGAGACGCGGCACCACCAGAUCGAUUAUGACGAGGACGGCAACUGCAGCCUGGUCAUCUCCGACGUGUCGGGUGACGACGACGCUAAGUACACCUGCAAGGCUGUGAACAACCUGGGGGAGGCGACAUGCACGGCCGAACUCAUAGUUGAGGUUAUGGGAGGAGGAGGGGAGGAAGAGGAGGAGGAAGAAGAGGAGGAAUAACCGGUACAAGAUUUACAUAAAGAAAGACACGGAAGACCUUGCCUCAUUUAACACUACUUUGUUUACUAGUUGCUUUUGGUAAGGCACUCACUCUCUGGGAAAAGACUGUGGAUUUAUUGAAGAUGGGCUUUGAUCACUCUUGUGACGUUUUGUGCACUUUCAAUUAUUUCUUUUUUUUUUCGGUUGGUUUUCGGUUCGCUUUUUUCUUUUCAUUUCUCUUCAUUUACUCAACAGUAACAAACAGAUAUCAGAUAUCAGUAUUUAUAACUUAACCAUGAAAUUAUCCACAUUCCAGCUGGUAUGUUUAACCAAUUAUUUUAAGGUUUUCUGUGACUUUUCAUUGAGUGUUCUCCCAACCAAACAAGCCUUAAUCACAAGUGUGUUGUGUGUUCAACACUGAAGUAUUGGACAUUUGGCAGGUCUGCCACUCCUUUUAAGAGGUUUUCCUUUAGAGCAGCUUAAGCACAAUUAUUCAAUGUUAUUUGUGUAUUGGUUUGAAGUUGUUUUCUUAGGCACUUACCAGUUUUCACUACUUUUUCAGUUUCACUACUCUUACCAAAUGAUGCAGUUAGAUCCAUGUUUUCUAUUAGACUAUGUAGAUUAUAUUUCCCUAAUUUUUAUAAAAUGUACCAGUUUGACAAAGUUCAGAUUAUCUUGUAAUGAGAACUCUGCAGUUUUAGUUACUCACUGUUAUAGAAUAAAUUUUAUCACAAAAGUA